AUGUCGAAUAGUAUCAAAGUUCUUUUACAAAGACGGACCUUUUUGAAAUCCCAAAUAACUCAGCUAACCAACGUCCUCGACAAGGGCGCGCCGGAUAAUACCACCUUAAAAUUACGGAUUGCUCGGUUGACCGAAGUAUAUAACGCAUAUGAAGAACAUAAUAUUGAGCUUACAGUAUUGGAUCCCGAUAAUCAAGAUUCACAUCAAGAUGAAUUCGUAAACGUUCAAGAGCGAUUUUUCUCACUCGCGAGUAGAAUUGAUAACAUUUUAAAUGUAGCGGAUGUGUCAAACUCCGCAGGAUCGAGCAUCGAGACUCGAAGCGACCGUGCCGAAUCCACGGCAUCUACCAAAAAACGGCGAGUUAAGUUACCCGAGGCUCCGCUGCCUACCUUCGAUGGAAAAUUCGAGAAUUGGUUAUCGUUUAAGAAUACCUUUUAUAACAUGAUAGGCUCGCAAACCGAUUUAUCAGACGUAGACAAAAUGCACUACUUAAAAUCCGCGUUAACCGGAGAAGCCGCCAAUAAGGUGAGGAUUCUUGAGAUCGACGGUAUUAGUUAUUCGAAAGCCUGGGAACUUCUCGAGCGAUCGUAUGAGGUGAAACGAAUUUUAGCAACGCGACAUCUCUCUUUAAUUGUCAACUUGCCCGUGUUAGAGAAAGAAACCACGAGUGGUUUAACAAAACUUGCGGACGACGUUCAACAACAUCUUGCCUCUUUAGCUACGAUAAACGUGUCCGUUGGGCCCGAAAUGGUCGUGUAUCUUCUCAAGCAAGUUACCGAAGAAAACCCUCGAGAAGUGGGAAUCUUCUAUAGAGAAGGAUGA
Cyphomyrmex costatus is the source of this 822-nucleotide messenger RNA. RefSeq lists its product as uncharacterized. The transcript has a single exon. The record is from RefSeq and is a predicted model, not a curated record. The coding region runs from base 1 to 822 and encodes 273 amino acids. NCBI's taxonomy places the organism in Eukaryota, Metazoa, Arthropoda, Insecta, Hymenoptera, Formicidae.